AAUCCCCUAGCAGUAACAAACUUCCACCGCCAUCGCCACUGUUUUUUUGAAUUCCAGGCGGCGGCCGGCGGCGGCUAAUCCGGCGGAAAACAAGCCCCGUAUCUCACUAAUUUCUUAGGAUUCUUUUCCUCAUUAACUUCCUUUGCUGCUGACAAACGCUAGAAAGCAAAAUUCGAAGUGACGAAUUCAUGGCUGAACCUGAAGCUGAACCUGAUCAAAGUUUGGAUGAGCACGAAGUUGACGGGCAAGAAGAGAAUUCGCAGCCUGAGCAAGCACAGGAACCUGAAGAUGAUUCUGUUGCUGCUGGCGGUGGUGAAAGGUGGCCAGGGUGGCCUGGAGAAAGUGUCUUCCGCAUAUUGGUCCCGGCACAGAAGGUUGGAAGCAUAAUUGGGCGAAAAGGGGAGUUCAUUAAGAAAAUGUGCGAGGAGACGAAAGCUCGCAUCAAAAUUCUCGAUGGUCCUCCUGGAACAACAGAAAGAGCUGUGAUGAUAUCUGCCAAGGAAGAGCCUGAUUCUUCUCUACCGCCAGCUAUUGAAGGCCUUCUAAGAGUCCAUAAACGAGUUGUGGACGGACUGGACAGUGAUUCAUCUCAUGCAGCUCCUGUAGGAGGCAAGGUUUCAACAAGGCUGCUUGUUCCAGCUGCACAGGCAGGGAAUUUAAUUGGAAAACAAGGCGCGACAGUCAAAUCCAUUCAAGAAGCAUCUAAUUGUAUUGUUAGAGUUCUUGGAGCAGAGGAGCUGCCCAUAUUUGCUUUUCCAGAUGAUAGGAUCGUGGAAGUUGCAGGAGAACCUACAGCUGUACACAAGGCCAUUGAAUUAAUUGCUUCCCAUUUGAGGAAAUUUUUAGUUGAUCGCAGCAUAAUUCCGAUAAUUGAAGUGCAUAUGCAAAAGCCAAUUCAGCAAAUGGAAUAUGCACCUCCAAUCCCCUCCUGGGGUCCACCGCCUCAUCCAUUUCCUCCAGGUGUCUCUGGAGGUCCUGGAUAUGGGAUUAACUCCCAAUUUGCACCGGCAGCUCCUCGUCAACAUGAAAAUUUUUAUUCUCCAGUUGAGAUGCUGCCUCAUCUGGAAAAACAGCCUCAUCAGGGCAUAUCAGCUUAUGGCAGAGAAGCUCCAGCGGCAGUGCAAUCAUCAUCGAACAACCAGCCAGUGCAAUCAAUAAUCACUCAGGUCACACAACAAAUGCAAGUUCCUCUAUCUUAUGCUGAUGCUGUAAUUGGGACUUCUGGUGCCAAUAUAAGUUACAUUCGGCGGCUUAGUGGUGCCACUGUUACCAUACAGGAAACCAGGGGAGUACCAGGAGAAAUGACAGUUGAGAUUAAUGGAAGUGCAUCUCAAGUUCAAACAGCUCAACAGUUGAUUCAGUUUACACUUUCCAUUCUGCAGCCCCUAGUGGCCCAUAUCGGAUCCUGGGAUGGGACUCUCCUAAUUUCAUGGCAGAUGCUGCAGCAGCACAGACACAGACAGCUACACACGCUGACCAAGGCUACAAUGUUUAUGCGGCCUCGAAUACCCCCUAUGCGCCUGCCCCUCCAAAUCCUGGUCUUGGGGGACAGAGUGGGGGCUAUGGCUCAGUCUAUGGCACCAACUAUGGUUACUGAACCGUAUUCAUAUGAAAACAUUAAACUAUGUCAUUUUGGUCAACUUCUAAUUGCUUAAAAAGAUUAUUUUUGGUACCUUAUCUUAUGCUGUGGGAUUCUUUCUUUAUUUCUUUACAGUGGUCAGUAAAAUGGUUAACAAACACAUUUCUUGCGUGUUUUAGGAUUAUGUCACCAUGGAAUUAAGUAAUUGUGAUUAUAGCUUCCUUGCUACUCAUUUGGAGGGAA
Coffea arabica (coffee) is the source of this 1822-nucleotide messenger RNA. The record is from RefSeq and is a predicted model, not a curated record. Lineage: Eukaryota; Viridiplantae; Streptophyta; Magnoliopsida; Gentianales; Rubiaceae.